CUUAGGCGGGCACCAGAGCGUUUCUUUACACCGUUACUCCUAUUGAAGUCUGUUCCCCGUUCGCGUGCUGGUCGGCUCGAAGUUUAUAUCGAAGUUUCAUGCCGCACUGGACAUCGGCACGAGCUGCGGAGGGCCUCGCGCUUCGCCUCAAUAUCGAGUAAGAGGAUCAAGGUUGCCGCAACCGUUGCCCAGGAUUACGAGGUCUCUGACAUCCAGUGCAGCGGCGCAGGAUCGGCGGCCGAUCUCCUGACAGCGAAGAUCAAAAGGCCAGUCGGCUUCAGAGGGGCGCCGCUUUUUGCCGACGACAGAUCCGCCAAUCCGCUCACCGACAUUCACUGCCAGAUCAGGCCAGAUCCCAACGAUCCCCAGGAAGAUAACUACUUCCUGAAGGUGACUGACUUCUCGAGAUGCGGCAUCCUGAAGAGAAAUGGUUUCAUCCAUCUACGGAUAUGGUUUCCGGCUUUCCCCGGCGUCGUGAUGUUAGCCGAUCAAGAAUUGAUCUUGAUGUGUCGACCACCUGAGCCCACAUUACUCCGACACAAAGCCGCUGGUUUCGCCGGGACCUUUCCGCACGGAGCGAGAGUGUCUGGGGUCGUCGAAGAGACUCCCGGAAGACUCGAAUACGAGGUAGCCCUUUACCGAGAGGCCACUGGCAACAUGUCAGAGGCGUCGGGGUCGCAGGCUGUCGAUCAGGCCGUUCCCAUCGGCACGAAGCUUCAGCUGAGAGCUCGAAUCAGCCCGGACAGCGCAUGGGGUUACAUUAAGCUGCUCGAGGUGACCGUUAGCCCCGAUCCCGAUCAGCCUCACGCACCAGGAAGCGUCGUGUUGGUGAAGGACGGCUGCAGAAAUCGAGAUUUCGCAUCAAUAAUCCCCCAUCAGCCGGCCCGCUACCGAGAGAGAAAGAACGAGGUUUUCCUCGAUUUCGAGGCCUUUCUCCUCAGCUCGAUGAGGGAACGGUCCACGCUUUGGAUCCACUCUCAGAUAAAGGCCUGCAUGGAACCGCAGGACUGUCAACCGGAUUUCUGCCUGGACCUUUUUGAACCGUCCGGUCAUGGAAAGAAGAGGAAAAGGUCCGCCGAAAUAGCAUCGAGCGAAUUUUUCCCGAAAGUCGAUCGUUUGAUAAAGGAGUAUAAUGACUCCACGCCGUACACGAAGUUUAAAGAAAAUAUUGAGUACACGGUGAUGAUGCCCGACGAUUUAUACCAGAAAGUAGCCGCUGGACUCGAGAACAGCUGCGGCAGCUUUCUUUACGUCGCGACUGGGCUAGGCGCGCUCCUAGUUUUAUCAGCUCUGAUCAUGUGCUAUUUGGCGACGCGUCUUCACAGUUUAUCCUCGACCAUACCGCAAAAUAAAACGAUCGACGAACUGGUACGGGACCGUGCUAGGAAAUACGCUGAACCAGCGCCAGGCUACACAGGCCGGUCUACGGUACAAUAG
This is a messenger RNA of Ceratina calcarata, 1437 nucleotides long. RefSeq lists its product as uncharacterized. The annotation marks the transcript as partial. The record is from RefSeq and is a predicted model, not a curated record. The transcript is spliced from 6 exons. Lineage: Eukaryota; Metazoa; Arthropoda; Insecta; Hymenoptera; Apidae.